Strongylocentrotus purpuratus (purple sea urchin) is the source of this 2402-nucleotide messenger RNA. RefSeq names its product ribonuclease Oy. Gene Ontology annotation, molecular function: RNA binding; ribonuclease T2 activity. Gene Ontology annotation, biological process: RNA catabolic process. Lineage: Eukaryota; Metazoa; Echinodermata; Echinoidea; Camarodonta; Strongylocentrotidae. The coding region runs from base 131 to 1084 and encodes 317 amino acids. The record is from RefSeq and is a predicted model, not a curated record. The transcript has 8 exons. Gene Ontology annotation, cellular component: extracellular region.
UAUCUUUGAAUAAUAUGUUCUCCAACUACGUACUGUACAUGCGGAACCGAGCAAGGCCAAUUCCAAAGGGGCAAAGUACAACGGUAUUGUCUAUUUUGUUCGCUUUGUAUCGUGACACAAACAUUAUUUGAUGAACGAUUUUCAAAUCACCAAGAUGGGUAUCCGCGUUCUGGUAACAGCGAUAAUUAUAACACUCUGCCUAUUGAACUCCCGGCAAAUUUCUGCGUGGAGCGUGGUAGAGCUUGUCUCUCGACUAUCGUCGCCCAAGUCUCCCGUGGCCAAGCAGCCGAGCGCUCGGGACGUUCAGGAAAAUGCCGUGUUUACAAAUACAAGGCCUGCGCCUGGUGCUGCUGAAGUCGACAAAGGAAAAUUCAUAUUCGACCGUCUAAGUCUAAACAAGCAAAGCUCAAAUGACACCUGGACUGAGUUGAUCCUGACAAUACAGUGGCCGCAGAGCUUUUGCUUAGAUUAUAAUGACGGCCGUGAUUAUAAAGAAGCAGGAGAAUGUAAAGUUCCUGCAGGGAUCGAUGAUUGGACGAUUCAUGGCUUAUGGCCAUCUAAUCCUGGUAAACUAGGUCCUGAAAAUUGCAACAGUACAUGGAAGUUUGAUGUAACUAAAAUAUCAGACCUUGUAGCUGAGAUGAAUGCAAGUUGGCCAAACUGUAUUACAGAUGAGGCAUAUGAUAGCUUGUGGUCACAUGAAUGGGAUAAGCAUGGCACAUGUGCUUCGUUGCUACCAGCUCUCUAUGGAGAGCACAAUUACUUCCAAAAGACCCUCACUCUUAGGAAACAGUUUGACAUCAAAGGGAUGCUUGAAGCUAGUGCGAUUGUCCCUUCUAAAACAAAUAGCUAUGACUACCCAACGAUUUUUAAUGCUGUGAAGGGUGCGAUUGGUACAGAUCCUACUGUCACCUGUGUAUAUGAUCAUAAGACUCAACUCGUGUACCUAUCGCAAGUUGAAAUCUGUUUGGACAAACAGUUCAACCCGGUUAACUGCGUCGGACUUAACUCAAUGCGGAAAUCAAGCCUGGGGGAAGAGAGCUGUGCAAAUGAUAAGCUCAUUUUCUAUCCUCUUGUGAAUUGAGAGGCACCUUUUCACCCGUUCCACUGUUGCCUUACCAUGCAUGAACAGCCCUAUUGUGUCUAGUUUUCCCCUUGUCAUGAUGUUAAUCUAGAAUGAGACAUACAUUUAUGAACGUAUCUGUCUUCUACAGUCCACUUUUCAAUACAUCUUGCCUGAACUUUUAGAAUCAUGUCGAGCUUUUGUGUAAUUUAAAAGAAUCCAUUUUGCCUUUAGCUAUCGCAGUAAGCGAUCUUUGAGACUGUAAUGACUUUCUUUCAAGGUGUAUAUUUAUUACCUGCUCUUAUUGGAACUCAGUCAUGUGAUUGGUCAUGUGAUUUAGUAUUGUGUAAUCCAAUCAUGUGUUUAAGAGGUACCGGUAGUGAUACAGGAUAUGAAAAAGGGCUAGGAGGAGCCUUAAUAGAUUCAUGUACUUCCUGGAUACCAUUAUGUCAAAACAGUUAUGACACACAGGGGUACAUAUUUUAAUUUAUUAGCUAUUAUAUAUAUACGUAAUUCUGUGCAAUUCUAUGUGUGAUUAGGGUAUCUUAAUAUUUUGAUUAUCAUAUACUGCAAUUUGCUAUUUGAUUCAUAUAAGGUCUGGAAGAAUUCAUCAUGUGUUUAAGUAUUGUUUCCUGGUAUAGUAACUUUUCACAAACUUCUGACAUGUUCAUAUUACAAAAUGGGAGAGAGAGAGAGAGAGAGAGAGAAGGGGAAAGAGAGAAAGAAAUAGACGGAUAGCAAAUGAAAGAGGUUGAAUAAUAGUGAAGAGAGAGAGAGCGAGAGAGGGGUGGGGAAUGAGUAAUAUUUUAUUGUUUUAAUACUGUAAUUCUGACUUAAAAGUUAGAAUGUGUGAUUCUUUCAUGUUUAUUAUUCUCCUAAUCUUGGAGAAGGAAUGUGACAUUAAUGAUUUAGGAGCCUACAUGGAGAAAUUUAUAAAUUUAUGUACAAUUGUAUCAAGGGGUAAUUGACUAAUUUUUAUGCAAAUUAUUUUGUAAUGAUGAAAUAUAUGCUUAAAUCAUGCCUUCAUUUUCUAAGCAGAUAAUAAUAAAUAAAGUUCAGUUGCUCAUUGACAGUAGCUUUAUGAUUACAUGUAUGAAAUUUGGCAGAAAAAUCAUGUUCUCCAAAUAUAUAUUGAACUCUUACAUUCAACUGAAUGGCUUAGCUGCAACUGCCAGGAGAUUACACGAUUUUGAUCAAAAUAUUCAAGUACUUGUAUUCCUUCUCUGUGUUUACAUUAGUUUGAUAUAGUUUAUGAGAGCUCUAUUGCAGGGCAUUAAAAUGAAAUGCAAAGAUUAUGCUAAUAAACAAGGAAGUAUCUCUGAAUAUGUUUAUACACCUA